AUGCUGUAUCUGUGUUGCGCGUGGCAGCUCGGGGAGAGUUGGUUUGAGUCGGGGAACUGCAGCAGGCGCUGCACGUGCUUGGGUGUGGGAGACGUCCACUGCGAGGACUGGGAGUGCGAGGAGCACGAGGUCUGCAGCGUGGAGGACGGCAUCCUCGACUGCUACGCACGAGGAACAACCGCUUCUCCUCCUCUUAUCUCCACAACAACAGCACCAAGACCACCACCGACAGUCCCACCACCGAAACCUGGCGACUGCGUGAUCACUGGAGACCCUCACUACAUCACGUUCGACAAGACGACGCACCACUUCAUGGGCGAGUGCACCUACACGGCAGCCGUCCCGUGCAACCAGAGCUCCACCCUGCCCCACUUCAACGUGGAGACAACAAAUGAGUUCCGAGGCGGCAGCACGGCCGUGUCUUACGUCAAGGAGGUCCACGUGGAGGUCUACGGCUACAGGUUCACCUUGGCCAAAGGACGCCGGGUGCUGGUGAGCGUUACACUGUACCUUCACGGUGCUGUAUACCAGAACUUGCUAACCUGA
This is a messenger RNA of Petromyzon marinus (sea lamprey), 546 nucleotides long. Lineage: Eukaryota; Metazoa; Chordata; Hyperoartia; Petromyzontiformes; Petromyzontidae. The record is from RefSeq and is a predicted model, not a curated record.